AUGAAGUUUUGUGGAUUCCUGUUAUUAUUUGUGAACCUGUGGAUUGGUGCAUUAGCAGAUUGUCGUAUGCGGGAUUAUUGCGCUACAGUUGGAGGUUUCUCAAGACCAUGUCCCGUUAAUAUAGAAGCUCCAGUUCUAAUAGACGACUUGGUCGGCGAAGAAGCGACACGUGCCAUAGAAAUUCUCAACCACAGAUGCCCGACUUUAACUCAUGAUUCUGAAGGUAACAGAUUACCCGAUAAUGAAAUACGCACUUGUUGUACACUGCCCCAAUUAAUAGGGAUGACGGAAUCUUUACAACUAGCCGAAGGUAUUCUUGGCCGCUGUCCAGCAUGUUUCCGAAACUUCGCAAGGCAGGUUUGCGAAAUGAACUGUUCCCCAGACCAGUCACGGUUUGUUGAAGUAAAUACGUCGACAACCGCAGAUAAUAUAGCUUAUGUCAACGCAAUUGACUACAGACUACAUGAAGAUUUCAUGAUAAAUGCUCACGCAUCAUGUGUUGGUGUUGUUGUGCCGCAGACAGGCUUGCCUGCUAUAAACAUGAUGUGUGGGGCCGCUCCAGUGUGUGACGCCGAUGCUUGGUUCGGAUUCUUUGGAGACACAACAAAUAAUCCGUUAGCUCCAGUGCAGGUUAAUAUUUUGAGAUGGCCUACUACAGAAGAUUCUAUGAGUGUACGUGCUUUGACAUGUAAUGAAACAUACGGUGACGAUCUUCCCUGCAGUUGCCCAGAUUGUUCCGCAUCAUGUCCGAUAGGCACUGAGCCUGUGGUUUCUGAACAAUGUACUAUUUUAUCCGUAAACUGUAUUGGCUUCGGUGUAGGAAUAGCAUUCUUCGUACUUACUGUAAUAGUAUUUAUAAUAAUAUGUUUGUUCGAAUAUAGAUCAAAUAGAUUUGUCAGUUCAAAGCCGAAUGAUAGUUUCGAUUCUAGUCAAAAUUCUAUAGUUACAUUUUUUCAAACUUUGUUUUCAAAAAUAGGUGGCAUAUCAGCAAGUUAUCCAGUUUUUAUGAUUAUGUUAACUACUUGGCUUGUAUUUGCUAUGUCGGGAGGUAUAUUAAGUUUAAAUAUUACAUCCAACCCUAUAGAGCUUUGGUCGGCCCCUUAUUCUCGAAGUCGUCUAGAAAGGGAUUAUUUCAAUUCAAGGUUUGGUCCAUUCUAUCGUGCUGCUCAAGUUUUCUUAACAUUUGAUUUAGAUCCUUUCGAAGUUAAUAAUGUAACUUAUGGACCAGCUUUUAGAUUUGAAGCCGUUAAAGAGUUAAUGAAAUUGGAAGAUGCUAUAAUAGACAUAGGACAAAACGACGGCGGCGUUACUUUACAACAAGUUUGCUACGCACCUGCCCGACCUCGUGGUGCUGAGGAAAGAUUAGAGGAUUGUGUGUCUAUGUCUGUGUCUGUUUACUUGGGCAAUAGCAUUGAAAAUCUAGACAAUUCUACUUAUCUCAAUACAAUUCAAUCAUGUUUAAACAACCAUUUUGGCUUAAAUUGUUUAGCAUCAUGGGGUGGUGGUGCAGAUCCAGAACUUACAAUUGGGGGAUAUGAAGGGGAUGAUAUUUUAAGUGCCAAUACUCUACUAAUUAAUUUUCCCAUUUCAAAUUUUAAUUUAGAGGAACAACUUAGACCUGUUCUAGAGUGGGAACAAAAUUUUAUAACUUUAUUACACAACUAUAUCCAGAAUGAUAAACCUGAGUAUGUCACUGUUGCGUUUGCAGCAGAACGGUCGGUUGAAGAUGAAAUUCGACGAGUUUCCGUUGCAGAAGUUGUGCCCAUUGCUAUUAGUUAUGUUCUUAUGUUUAUUUAUGUAAUGGUGGCUUUGGGAAAUAUUAGAUCUUGUAAGACAUGGUUCGUUGACAGUAAAAUAGCAGUGGCGUUGAGCAGUAUUUUGGUAGUUCUUGCUGCCAUUGCUUGUGCUAUUGGUACGAUGGGCUAUGCCGGCAUUACGGUGACAUUGUUAGCUAUUAACGUUAUACCAUUUUUUGUUUUAUCUGUUGGUAUUGAUAACGUUUUUCUCAUGGUUAAUGCAUUGUCUGAUAUAGAAGGUGAAAUAAAAACGUAUAACGAGUAUAACGAAAAUAUGAGUUUUGAGAAGAAGAGAAAAUUGAUUUUCGAGAAAAUGUUUAAACGCAUAGGUCCCUCUAUAUUUGUAUCCUCUGUUACUCAAAUAACCUGUUUCGCUAUUGGCAGUCUCGCCAGUUUUCCCGCCGUUGUAACUUUCGCUAUAUUUGCGUCUCUUUCGUUAGCAUACCUAUUUAUUUUCCAAAUCACUACAGUAGUAGCAAUACUAUCUAUUGAUUAUAAACGAGCUACUCAAAGUAGAUAUGAUCUAUUCUGCUGUGUGCAAAGAAAAAUAUUAGAUGACGAAAACCCUUUGCACUCUGAAACACCUCAUAAGGGUGUAACCAGAAGAUUAAUGGAGCCUUAUUCUAAGUUCAUUCUUAACUGGAGAGUAAAAAUUGUAGUAGUAAUUAUUUUUAUGUUUAUAGCUUCUUUUAGCGUAGUUUUGAUACCACAGAUCGAAAUCGGACUAGAUCAACAACUAGCACUACCUAGGGAUUCUUACGUUUAUUCUUAUUUGGAAGCUGUUAAUAAUUUAAUGAUGAUUGGGCCCCCGGUAUAUUUCGUACUCAAAGGUGGUUUAAAUAUGACAAACCCUCAACAUCAAAAUGUAAUUUGUGGUGGUCAAUUAUGUAACGAUGACUCCUUAUUCACACAAGUAUUUUUAGCAGCGCAACACAGUGAUAUUACAUAUAUCGGCAGGAGUUCUAACUCUUGGCUGGAUGAUUUCGUAGACUGGACUAAUUUGGCGAAUUGUUGUAGAUAUAAUACUACAAACGGUGGCUUCUGUCAGAGUGCAGAUAAUUCAGCCGAAUGUGCUUCCUGUGUAAUCGAUAGGUAUGAAGAUUUUGCUAAUGGUUUAAGACCAAGUAAAGAAGCUUUUGAGAAGUAUAUUCCAUUCUUUUUACAAGAUGCACCUUCACAAGUCUGUAACAGUGCUGGAUUAGCCAGCUAUUCGAGUGGCGUGAACUACGUAUUGGAUUCCGAAGGAAAAGCUACGAUACAUGACACAAAUUUUAUGGCUUAUCACACUACAUUGGGUACUUCGAAAGACUACAUAACCGCCAUCAAAUAUGGUUAUGAAGUUAGUGCCAAUAUAACUGAGGCAAUCGUAAAACAUACAGGUGCCGACGUUGAAGUAUUCCCUUACGCAGUAUUUUACGUGUUUUAUGAGCAAUAUUUAUACAUGUGGGGUAACACGUGGGCCUCUAUUGCAUACUGUCUCCUUGGUGCAGUUUGUUUUAAACUUUUAGCGUCUGGGUUUAAUUUAUUGACAACAUUUGCAGUAAUUUUUACUUCCAUUCUCGUCCUUGUAAAUAUGAUGGGUGUGAUGUACAUUUGGAGUAUUCCACUAAACGCUGUAUCCCUUGUAAACUUAAUAGUAUCAAUCGGAAUAGCUGUGGAAUUUUGCACUCAUAUGGCCUAUGCCUUUGCUACCAGCAACCGUCCUCCUGGAGAAAGAGUGGAGGGUGCUCUACAGACAGUAGGACCUACAAUUAUAACUGGUAUAACUUUUACUAAUAUUCCAAUAAUAGUUUUAGCAUUUUCUUAUACAGAAUUAAUUGAGAUAUUUUUCUUUAGAAUGAACUUUAGUUUAGUUAUUUUAGCGUUUUUACACGGCAUGGUGUUCUUCCCAGUGUUAUUGAGCUACUUGGAAUAUUUAUUCAUUAAAAAGAAAUAA
Arctia plantaginis is the source of this 3732-nucleotide messenger RNA. Lineage: Eukaryota; Metazoa; Arthropoda; Insecta; Lepidoptera; Erebidae. The record is from the annotation of a GenBank genome assembly.